This is a messenger RNA of Silurus meridionalis, 880 nucleotides long. It is a transcript of the gene mrpl20, whose product is annotated as mitochondrial ribosomal protein L20. NCBI's taxonomy places the organism in Eukaryota, Metazoa, Chordata, Actinopteri, Siluriformes, Siluridae. Bases 258 to 656 code for a protein of 132 amino acids. Gene Ontology annotation, biological process: ribosomal large subunit assembly; translation. Gene Ontology annotation, molecular function: structural constituent of ribosome; rRNA binding. The record is from RefSeq and is a predicted model, not a curated record. Gene Ontology annotation, cellular component: ribosome. The transcript is spliced from 4 exons.
AGCGCUAGCAUGGAGAUCAUGCUGAGGGUUCGGGUUCGGGUCUGAUCCACACAACACGUGAUGCAGAUGAUUCACAGAAUCAGGAAUAUAAACUGAGUAGUUAUUAAUCAGUAAUCAUGAGUUUGAUAGGUUUUUGCUCCUCUGUAUGAUCUCAGCACUGUUCCUGUAGAGGAUCUGUAGAGGAUCUUUAACACUCCUAAAAGUGGUCUACAGGAUCUCAGUAUUCACUUCAUCUCUGGAUAUUAGACUCAUGUGUGAUGUUCCUCAGUGGAAGCAGCUCUGAUAGACAGCAGCACUUUCGUGGAAGGAAGAAUCGCUGUUACAGCUUGGCGGUGAGAGCAGUGCGCCGGGCCUUCGUUUAUGCCUCCAAAGCCAGAAAAACCAAACGACGCAGCAUGAGAACGUUGUGGAUCUCUCGUGUGGCUGCAGCCUGUCGGGAACAUGGGAUUAAAUACCCUGUACUGAUGUACAACCUGGUGCAGUGCAGCGUGCAGCUGAAUCGGCGUGUGCUGAGCGACCUGGCGGUCACGGAGCCGCAGAGUUUCGAGGCGUUGGUGACGUUAGCGCGAGCUCGGCAGCAGGAGGGCCUGCGGGCGGCGCUGGGGGACGGGAAGGAGCCUCCUGGUGUGUUCUCACGCAUCACACAGCUGCAGUGACGGAUGGCUCUCUUGGCCAAUCACAGCGAGGCUCUUCCACGUUUCUGACUGAUGUGACCGAGAUGUACGGAUAAACGUGAAGAACCUGGUCACGUGAUCCUCCACACCGAGUGUUCAUCAGAGACUAAAGUCAGUGUGUUGGAGGAAAAGUGUUGAGUGUCAAAAACAAGAAGAACAAACACAAUGAUCAUCAUCUGAUAGCUAACAAUAAACUGUUUUCCUCA